Messenger RNA from Fraxinus pennsylvanica, 891 nucleotides. Lineage: Eukaryota; Viridiplantae; Streptophyta; Magnoliopsida; Lamiales; Oleaceae. The record is from the annotation of a GenBank genome assembly.
AUGGAGGUCGCUGGAUAUGAUCGUGCACGAGUUUUAAAAGCUUUCGACGAUGCUAAAACCGGUGUCAAAGGACUUGUUGAUGCUGGAGUCGAAAAGAUCCCUCAAAUUUUCGUUACUCCCCCUGAUAAUGUUGUACAGACAAGUGAUACAAAUAGGGAAGAUUUUAGUAUUCCUGUAAUAGACCUUGAAGGUAUUGGAAAGGAUUCAAUUGUGGAGAAGAUUAGGCAUGCUUCAGAAACUUGGGGAUUUUUUCAGGUGGUUAAUCAUGGGAUUCCAGUUAGUGUACUGGACGAGAUGGUUUGUGGCGUACGCAGGUUUUUUGAACAAGAUACUGAAGUGAAGAAACAAUUCUAUACGCGUGAUGUUAUGAGAAAAAUUGUGUAUAAUAGCAACUUCGAUUUGUAUAGUUCACCUGCAGCUAAUUGGAGGGACACAUUUUUCUGCUUUAUGGCUCCAAAUCCUCCGGAACCAGAAGAAUUGCCAGAUGCAUGCAGGGACAUACAAAUUGAAUAUUCGAAACACAUAUUGAGCUUGGGGUUUCGAAUAUUUGGUCUACUUUCUGAGGCUCUUGGACUUGAAUCUAACCACCUGACGGAUAUGGACUGCGCAAAUGGGCUUGCAGUUCUGUGCCAUUAUUAUCCAGCUUGUCCAGAGCCAGAAUUGACCUUAGGAGCAAGCAAACAUACUGAUGAUAGCUUUCUCACAGUGCUUUUGCAAGACAAAAUAAGAGGCCUUCAGGUUUUUCUCAAAAACCAAUGGAUUAAUAUUCCUCCAGUGCCUGGUGCUCUUGUGGUAAAUAUUGGAGACCUUUUACAGCUUAUAUCAAACGAUAAAUUCAAAACCCCAAAUGUGGCACCCAUGGUGAAGAUUGCUAUGAAAUUCAAUAGUUAG